Coccidioides immitis RS is the source of this 922-nucleotide messenger RNA. RefSeq lists its product as uncharacterized. Bases 1 to 462 code for a protein of 153 amino acids. The record is from RefSeq and is a predicted model, not a curated record. NCBI's taxonomy places the organism in Eukaryota, Fungi, Ascomycota, Eurotiomycetes, Onygenales, Onygenaceae. The transcript has 3 exons.
AUGGGAACAUGGUUCACGGCGCAUGAGUUUUAUCCCUACGGGGCCACGAAUGAGCAUACAAUACCUGCUUGUCACGUUCUGGCCAAAAUUUGCAGGUCGAUCAAGGUGCGUGUCAAAAAAGGAAUGCCAUUGGUCUUCCAUUGGCUGGCUUACGGCGAGAGAGGGAGUGCACAGCCGGAACAAGUUACAGCUCGGGGAAUGAACAAGGAUGUUACGGAGAAGUUAAAUGUGAUCUUCACGAAAAGCGGACCAGCAAGCUCGUCGACGAUCAUCAGGAUACGAGUUGAUUUUAACAAGGCUGUCUCGGCACGAGAUAUUGUGGUUGACAUCGAUGCCCGUCUGGUGGAAGACACGGAGGACGGAGUUCUACACAAAAACAUGCACUUUACUAGGGUUGUUCGCGCCUUGUCAGACCAGAGGAGUGCAUGUUUCCCCCUGCCACGGCGGUGGGAGCACAAAUAAUGGCAUCGUUUGAAUCUGCACCUUGAGCUCGUUAAGGCUGAGAUGGAACCGAGGAGUGAAGACUCAUCUCUCAUGACCGUGAACUUAAAAAAGCAGAAAUAUUUCAUUACCUUGAAUUCAGAUACCGGCAGACAUCAACAAUCCGGGCAAUUCUGCGAACUUUGCCUUACAGAUGUUGCGUUCUUGUACCACGAUAACGGAGCUCGGGUAACAUGGUGGUGGGCAGUUCUCCAUACUCCGUCCAAUAACUACGUUGUUUCAUACAGAGCGGCACGAUGCUUUGAAUGUUCAGUUCUUGCUGCCCUUGCUUCGGGGGUCUUCGGCUAGCUGUUCAACAUGCAGGAAACUCCGCACUGUCCAGCGUUGAUCACAAAAUCCCUCACUAUUGCCGUUGAUGAUGGAUGUCUCAUGCAGCUUAAGCUUGUCAACGAGCCAACCGCCAGCGAUUUGGCUCCACACA